Zychaea mexicana is the source of this 504-nucleotide messenger RNA. RefSeq lists its product as uncharacterized. Bases 118 to 375 code for a protein of 85 amino acids. Lineage: Eukaryota; Fungi; Mucoromycota; Mucoromycetes; Mucorales; Lichtheimiaceae. The record is from RefSeq and is a predicted model, not a curated record. The transcript is spliced from 2 exons.
CCUAGCAACGAACAAACGUCAUCAGUCAGUUUAUGCUCCGCUCAGAUUGGCACUUGUGGGCCUGUUUACUUGGUUUUGGAAAACUCACGACGAAAUCGAUUUAUAUACGAUUAUAACAUGAGCGUCAUUACCAGCGUUACCGGCUUUGCCGCAUUCGGUGUUCUCGUCCGUACAUACGCUUUGGGUCUUCAAAAGCGUCCAUUGUUUUCCAACCCUGCCACACACUUGGCCGCUGCUGCAGCUUUCGGUGGUGUCGGUUACUUUUUCGGCCAAGCUCUCGACCGUCAGAGCGCACUCAUUGAAGGCAAGAAGGAUUUGUUGCUCAAGAACCGAGAACGCGCUGAAGAAAUCGCAAAGCAGCAAGCUGCUCUCUAGAUUUUGAAAAAGAGAAUAACACAGAAAUCUCGGUCCAUAACAUAAAAAACGCUCACGCAACCACCUACAUAUACAUACACAUGUCAAAAAUACACCGUUUCCAUUAAAAUAUCAAUAAAUAAAACACGC